GUGUGUCAGUGUCAGUGAGUGUGUGUGUGAAAGCUCCUGGGACCUUCAGGAACUCUGAGCUUCAUGAAAUGUCAACAGCAGUAACAAAUAAGAGUUAGGCAGACAUUUUGGACGUGGAGGAGUGAGGUAUUUUGUUCAGGUUUGGGGAAAAUAUGUAUAUAUAAAAGCGUUUUGAGCUGUUUUGAGAUAAGUGAAACCAACUGGAAACAUGGCGGAGUCGGGAGUUCCCCCAGCCGAGGCUUCGCAUGGCAGCCGGUCGGUUUGUGUCUUUGACUGUCGCCCUCAGAGUAAACAGGCUGCUGAAAAGAUGUUGGAUAUCAGCGCCAUGAGCUACAAACAGUUCCUGUGUGCUGUGCGCAAGGAAUUUUCUAUCUCGGUAAAUGAAAGUUUUGUGAUCACUACGACAGAUCGCAGGGAGAUCGAUUCAGAUGUUUUCGAUGAAAUACCAGAUGGAAGAACUUUACACUUGCUACAGUCUGUGGAUCAGGAGUUGGCUGUGGCAACUGAAGAACGAAUUAUGUACGUUCCGCAUUUCCACACCAUUGUACAGAGUGGCCAGUAUGAGUACUAUGCCAGCGAAGGACAGAAGGCACUACCCUACGCCUUUGCUGAGCUUAUUGAUAAUGCACUUUCUGCAACCUCACAUAAUCCUGGAACCAGGAGCAUCGACAUAAGAUUGUUUUUUGAUGAGUCUCAAGGUGGGCCGGCAGUAGUAGUGAUGGAUAAUGGUCGUGGAAUGACCUCUAAAGAGUUAAAUAACUGGGCGGUUUAUCGCCUUUCCAAAUUCAAUCGAGAUGACCGCAUUUUUAGGAGUGAUGAAUCAGGAUAUGUCCGUCCCAGUGCAGUUCCUCGCAGUCUGAACAGUGACAUCUCCUACUUUGGCGUUGGAGGCAAACAGGCUGUGUUUUAUAUAGGCCAGUCUGUACGGAUCAUAAGUAAGCCAGUUGGUUCUCCAGAUGUACAUGAGUUUGUCAUGUCUAAAGAAGACUUUGAACAGAAGGAGAAAAACAACAAAGAAAUUUAUUCUGGUAUCAUCCGAAACAGGAAGCCAGGAGAUGACUCUCAUGUGAGAGUGGAUGAGGAGCGUUUCUUGCAAACUCUGUUUCUGGAAGAGAAAGGCAAGGAAAGUUUUACCACUAUAGUCAUAACUGCAGUCCAGCCAGAACAUGUUACCUACCUAAAGCAGGAUUUCGUCUCAUGGACCAGAGAGCUGGUGCACAUCUAUCAUUACUAUGUUCAUGGUAUACAUGGAAAUGACACAAGACACAUACAAACUCCUGAAACUGUGUCAAACAUUGACAUCCAGAUCUGUCUAAUUGAUCGGCACACUCGCGUGCCAAGGGUACUUAAUCUAAAAGACAUAGACAAUGACAUGCAGACUCUUUAUAUAAAAUCCAGUGUGGCAGAGUUUGAGUUUAAUGCCAGCAAAGAUGGAGAUGCCAAAGUAGAGGGCCUGCUUAGGUAUCAUCCAUUCCUGUACGAUAGAGAAACCUAUCCAGAGGACCCAUAUGCACCAGCUCCAGAGCCUGACGAAGACUGUUUUAUUUCACAUGCUGAGGGCCGAGGGAAAAGACCCAUCUUUGAAUGCUUUUGGAAUGGACGACUAAUUCCUUAUUCUUCUGUUGAUGAGUUUGAUUGGUGUGCAAGACCCAAGAAAAUCGGUUCAGUACCAUUAGAAUGUUAUAACAGGAUCUCGGGCGUUCUCUUCACUAAUGACCGUUUUCAAGUCAGCACCAACAAACUCACAUUUAUGGAUCUGGAAUUACAGCUGCGUGACAAAAAUACUAUCUUUACAAGAGUAAUCAAUGGUCAGGAGCAAAGAGUGAAGAUCAACCGAGAGUUCACAAAUUGGUUGAAAGAGUGCCAUGAAAAAUAUGAUAAACAGGUGAGGUUCCUUGGUUUCCAAGGUGUAAUGACUCGCACAGAUGUGCAACCUAAACGCCUGCAGUCACCAUGGGCUCAGUACAAAGCCAUUGUGUGGGAUGGUAAAACCUACAAAACUGGACAGCAGGUGAAAACAAUGAAAACUCAGCCUAUUCUUUAUGGCACAGUAGUUCAGUUUUUGCUCUAUGGGGACCAUGAAGAUGAUGUCUAUGCCACCGGGGGUCAUGUUCAAAUUGCACUGGAACCUAAGGAGGUGUACAAUGAGGUCAGGAUCAUCCCCAUUACUAAGAUUGACAGACAGGCUACAGCUGCUGACAUCAAGGAAAGCAUUGAGAAUGAACUGGACAAACUUCCUAAUAAGCUGAGAGUCGCAUGGCCAGAGGGAAACCCAUGGCCUGACAAAGCUAUUCAACCAGCUGGGACUCCCAUGGGUCCAAUCCAAGUUGAGAUUUUGAAUAAAAAAGGGGAGACAAUGUCACGGUUGCCUGUUAAUUCCAAGAAAUUGCAGAUUGAACUCAAGGUGGUCUGGCACUCUCCUAACGGGGAUAUCAAAACCAACUGUCACACUGGCGUGAACGCUAAGUGGCAUUACUGGUUCAGAAAAAUGGAAAAUUUUAAUAAGCUGGGGACAUACACACUUCAUCUGCAAACAAUACUGAGUGAUGGUGAUUCCCCAACGAACGAGUGGGCUGGAAGACGACUGCCUCAUUAUACACUCAACUUCAGUAUUAAAGAAAGCAGUGCAGCAGCUUUUGUGGUGGGUGUUGUUCCUUCUCCUGUUCAAGUGGGGGUACCCUUUGCGUUGCCCCUGCAAUUUGCAGAUGCAUUUAAUCAUCCAACUCAGCCACCUUCUGGCAUCAAACCCCAGCUAGAGUGCAGUUCAUUGAAACUGAGCUAUGAACAGACAACUUCAAGUGGAACUACUUUCACCAUACAAGACCUGAGAGCCAUGGGUAAAGUAACCAACCAUCAGGACAAGAUACACACUGUAAAGGUAACGAUCCCAAACCUCAACCCAGACUCCCAGUCUUUCCAGAUUAGUGUUCGUCCAGGCCCUCCACAUCAGCUGGUGGUGAAGCCUAAAGAUGAAGUUUGCAUAGAGAAUGGCACACCAGCAGGAUUCAGAGUAGAAGUUCAGGAUGAGUUCCAUAAUAUCACAACGCAUUCCAAACUUAUUGUCCGCUGCCAGUUAUUCGGAGCCUCUGAUUUGCCAGCUGACACUGUUGACUGCAGUAAUACUGGUUCUGGUUUGCUGCUAGCAAAACCAAUACAACUGAAGAACGUCACAACAGAGCGUAUCCUCACUGCAAAAUUUGGCAUUCCUAAUCAGAAGGCUGUGGCUUGUGUGGAGAGAACAGUUCGUAUCUUGCCAAGCACCCGCGUCUUCCGUAUAGAGAUCUACAGACAAGAGGAUGAUUCGGAUGAUGUCAUGGUGCUUCAGAAUAAGGAGCGUAUUAACUGGACGGCAGGUGACACACUCGGGAGUCUGCGCUUUAGACUUUAUGAUGAGGGGGGCAGGCAGGUGGCUUUAACACAGAGACUUGCCCAUAACAUAAAGGUGAACUGGGCUGCAGAUAUUAAAGCUGCAGAAUUGGCAAAGGGAAGACUACCAUGUGUGUGUGUCCCCACAAAAGCACAUGGAGAACAAUUUUAUCAGGUGUCAUUUCAGGAUCAGCACACGGUUGACACAUCCUUUACUAUAGUCCCACGACCGGAUGAGCCUGACCGCUUGAGGGUCACUCUCAGUGAGACAACUGUCAGGAUGGGAGAAACUCUGUCUGGAAAUAUUUAUGUUGAGGUGAUUGAUCAGUAUGGCAAUAAGACAGAUGCUCUAAGUGCUGAGAGCAUGAAGGCAGUCAGUGUGUCUGCAGAUAACCUUGAUGAAUCAGCCCUGAAUUUCGACUGGCAGACCAGUACAGGGACAAUGGUGGUGACUGGCGUCCGCUUUGUCGAAGGCUUACCUGGUCCAAGGGAGUUGUGUUUUAAGUACCAGAAUUUUGAGGAGUUUGUCAGAGUAAAAGUCACUGCUGGACCACCGGCAAAAAUCACUCUGCUGGACGCUCCAGAACUGCCCUUACAUGUUGUAAAUGGACAAGGAUUGAACACUCCAUUCGUGCUACAGUUAUGUGAUGAGUGGGGAAAUCCUGUUCCAGAUCAGCGUGUUGUCAUAGCAAUGAAAACUCUGUCACCACAGCUUAAGAUUAAAUCAUCGGUGAUGUCCCAGCCUGUGAAUACAGAAGGAAAGGCCAGCUUUAUACUGGAGACCAUAACAGCGACAAUAGGAGAGCAUGAGCUGGAGUUCCGAGGAUCCUUUAGUAGAAGCAAUACUAUUUCUGGCCCAGUUGUGAAGCUGUGUGUGAUGCCUGAUCCCAACAACCCUGUUAGGCUUAGUGUAGAAUACGACAGUGAAGCCAUCUUAAGAGCAGGAGAUACAUUCCCUGUGUUCAAAGUAACUGUACUCUCUGAAGAGGGUGGACCUGUGAAGAAUGUGAGUCCAUCCAGUCUGUCCAUGCUGCUGUGGCAAGGCGUGGCUUCAGGAUCCCGCCCUCCACCUGAGGCAAUGGCACUUAAAUGUAGUAAACCCAAGGACAAGGAAAAUGAUGACCACUUUUACUUCAGAGAUAAAGAGAUUCCUGUCAGAGUGGGAAAGUACAUGGUGCAGUUUUUUUUUGCUGUAGAAAAAAGCAAGUCCCUCUGGAGCAGUCAGAUUGCUCUGAACAUUGUUGCGAAUAAACCAGUGAAACUCGUCCCAGACACUCCCAAUUCAACUCCUGUGGUCUCCAACAGCAGCACUCUAGCCGAUCGAACUCUUCUUGAAAUGCUAUCCUUGAAGAUUAUGGAUGAGCACAAUAACCCAGCUGGUAUGGGGAUUAAUGGAAAGGUGAUUCUGACUGUGACAACUGCUGAUGGUGAUGAUGCAGAAGAUCUUCCUAUGUUUGAGAACAAGGCCAAGAGUCUAAAAUACGAUCUUAUUAAUGGAGAGACUCUUAUCACUGACUUAGCACUUAUGGAGAAUAGUCCAGGGACCGAUGGAGCCGUGUACGUUCUCCAGUUCCGUCCAGUGCUUGAAGGCCCUAAAUCUAAGGCCAUCAUCCCUCCUUUUAAUUUGCCCUUCAGGUUCUACAACGAUGCAGAGAACCAGAAAGUUAUGGCUGCUAUGAGUAAGAAGAAAGACCAGCUGUCUCGAUCUAUUGAAGUCUACAAAGAAAUUUUGGAGACAAACAAACAACUCACAUCUGAACUCACGGGUCAAGUGCAAGAUGCAUCUAGCAAAGAGUCUCAGCUGAAAGUGGAGAUCAGGAAAACUGGCAUAGAUAUUUCAAAAUUAACUGAUGUGACGUCAAUUGAGGGUUUAGUUGCGCAGAUGACUGCAGAUUUGGAGAGGCUACAGAAUCUGCCCCGUCGAAAAUGUACCAUGCCUGAUCCAUUCAGAGGCAGCCAAGAUGUCCUAGGAAAGAUAGCACACCUGGCACUGGUGAAGGAUGAUGAUGCAGCAAAGGUCAUUUCCUGGCAUCUUCUUGGUGACAUGGACUGUGUGGUUACCGUGACAACAGCUGCAGCAAAAAAAAUCUAUGAUGAAACGCAAGGACGGCAACAAGUCAUGCCCCUAGAGACAAUUUUCUGGAAACCAAAUAGCAGGCCAUUGCCCCACAUCAGGAAUGGUCAAAGUUUGUUCCGUCCGUUAGGAAACCCUGUGUUUGUCAGAGAUCUGCUCAUUUUUCCUGAGCAUGCAGAAAGCUGCAACAUGGUCUUCUCGAUUCUUCUUGGAGACACCAUAUUAGUGGACGAUUUGGAUUCCGCUAACCAUUACCGCAAGGGGGUUGUCCAGAGUAAGGUGCAGUGCCCUACUCUGCUGACACGGCAAGGGGAGCGUAUCCGUAGCAACGGGAAGUUUGGUGGUUUACAAAACAAGGCUCCACCAAUAGAGAAGUUGAGAGGACAUGUGUUUGGAGCGCCACUGCCUCAAGAUUAUUACACCAUCUGCAAGCAGAAGGAGUUGCUGCAGCAGUACUCUGUAGCAGUACAAAAUGCAUUGAAGGUCAAGGCUGAUUACGACUACCAUGUGGAGUAUCUGCAGAGUCCUAAGAUGAAACUGACGCAGCAGGAGCUCCAACAGCAAGAGAAGGAGCUCAGAGACAUCGAGAAAAAACUUACCAGCACUCCUGUACGCACUUCUCCCGGUUCAGUAAAACGAAACCUUCAAGACGAGGUUGAUGAGUCCCUUCCGGCAAAAAGGAUUCGACGUAAAACCCGCAAACUACUGGAUUCUUAAAUGGCAUCAUCUCAGACCAAGAUGUAAAAUAAUCACAAAAUAAAGUGCUUAUAUUAACUGCUGCAACAUGGAUGAAUUUUAGAAAAAGAUGUUUAUGUUCAAUGUGAAAUAUUUUCUAUCAAAGAGUGAAAGAGUGUAUUUCUGUUUUCUGUCUUUAGGACCUGUUUUUAGUUGGAGCAUUUUUAUUAGUUUUUUUGAUAUAUAUAAAAGUAACUACUAUCGUUACAUAUUUUGUAUGUCAAACUGAUUCUCUUUGAUUUAAAUGGAAAGGGAACUUAAGUUAUGGACCAUGUCCACUCUGACCUUUGUAUGUUUUUGUAUCUGAAGAAAAAAGGAAAAUAUAUGUUUUUACUUAAUACAGACUCCUUUAAUUACUGAAAACAAGACAUUUAAUAUAGCUGCAAGCAGCGAUGAUGGGCCCAGGCACUACCGUGCAGUUGCCACCCAGUGGUUGUGUGAAAACAAUGCAUAGUGAAGCGAGCGCUGUAGAGUAACUCGUUUAGUGAUCUAUUAGGUUAAGCCCAGGUCUAAGGCUUUACAACAGCUUCCAUAUCCAAACAUACAGCUCAUAUUUGGUGAUAUAAUGCAUGAAGAAGAUAAGAGAUAUGUGGUGUUAUCCUUAUUAGCCAUUAAUUAAUUGUAGUGAAGUAAUGUGUAGUGGGCACAUGCAUUUAAGGGGGUGCAACACAGCCCCCAUUACCAAACAUACAACACCAAUUUGAUCUAAAUCAGACGAUGCACUUAGACUAUAUGAGGCUCUUCCUGUUUCCCUUUUUUGUCAUUAAUUUAAUCCCUCCCCAUGGCCACACCAUUCAAGAUAUCAAAAAUCCAUUCACACUUUAGUAUCUUCAGUGUCUUGGCAUAAUGUUGACCACAUUUGGUGAGAAUUGCAUGAAUGUCCUUAGAGGAGUAUUUAAAAAUUUAGAGCCUACAAUUUUCAAAAAAUCUACAUUAAAUCCAGGAUGAUCUACUUCCUGUUGGGCGGAGCUAAUGACUGUCAUUUUGAAAGUUGUCAGGCUUGAUGAGAACAGUAUAUGUACCGAGUUUGGUGACUGUGGGGUCAGUUUCACCUUCCACUUUAGUGAAAAGGGGGCACUACAGAGCUCCCCCCCAUGCCCAUGUCUUAACUUUUGUUUAUGCCCAAUGGCCUACAACUCUGAUGUGUGUGCUGACUUUCAUGAAAUUUUAAGCAUGCUAAGAGCCUCAGAACACACGAAAAGUGUAUUAAAGUUUGAUGCGUUACCAUGGCAACACUAUUUAAGAUCUCAAAAAUCCUUUCACAAUUUUACAUCAGCCCUGUCUUGACUCUACUCUGACCAAGUUUGAAGUGAUUCGGGUGAAUAUAAGAAGACUAUUUAAAAGCCUGUUUUAAAUCACACACUUCCUGCUGCCAGUUGGUGGCGCUAUGACUGAGACUCACAAUAGCCAUAUGCAUGUGCUCAGCCCCCAGGACCAAACAUACAGCUCAAGCUUCAUCUAAAUCACUCAAUGCAUUCAGAAGAUAUGAGGCUUUUCCUCUUUCCCUUUCUUCGCCAUACAUUUAUUGCCUCGCCAUGGCGAAACCACUCGAGAUAUCAAAAAUCCCUUCACAAUUUAGCAUCCUCAGUGUCCUGGCAUAAUGUUGACCAAGUUUGGUGACAAUCACGUGAAUCCCCUAGAAGGAGUAUUUAAAAGUUCACCAUGCACUUUUCACAAAACCCAAAAUGGCUGACUUCUGUUGGGCGGAGCUAAUGAAUAUCAGUGCGAAAGUUGUUUGGGUCGAUGAGAACAAUGUGUCUACUGAGUUUCAUACAUAUAUGUACAAGUAUGUAUGAUAUAUGCACCAGGUUCAUGCACCACCACACCCAUGUGCAACCCGUUCCCGGGUCUAAUGGCCGACGACUCUGACGUGUGUGCCAAAUUUCAUGAGUUUUUGAGCAUGUUAAAGGCCCCCAAAGCCCCCGAAACCCUGAAAGAAAAA
Molecule: messenger RNA, 8117 nt
Organism: Pangasianodon hypophthalmus (striped catfish)
Lineage: Eukaryota; Metazoa; Chordata; Actinopteri; Siluriformes; Pangasiidae
Gene: smchd1
Product: structural maintenance of chromosomes flexible hinge domain containing 1
Exons: 49
Coding region: 209-6157 (1982 amino acids)
Biological process (GO): chromosome organization; double-strand break repair
Cellular component (GO): chromosome
Molecular function (GO): protein binding; ATP binding
Source: RefSeq, a predicted model, not a curated record